This is a messenger RNA of Sorghum bicolor (sorghum), 1502 nucleotides long. Its product is annotated as pyridoxal reductase, chloroplastic. The record is from RefSeq and is a predicted model, not a curated record. Gene Ontology annotation, cellular component: cytoplasm. Bases 67 to 1182 code for a protein of 371 amino acids. The transcript is spliced from 8 exons. Lineage: Eukaryota; Viridiplantae; Streptophyta; Magnoliopsida; Poales; Poaceae.
CGGCGGACGAACGGACGAGAGCGGGUGCGCGGCUGAACUCCCACCCGCGACCCACCACCACCACCGAUGGCUCUGCUUCCCGCCGCAGGGGCGGCGGCGCCGGCGACGCCGUCCGCCGCCAAGCCGUGCGGCCUCAGGCGGCCGUCUGCUCCUCCUGCCGCGGCCCUGCGGCUCGGGCCGCUCUUCUGGCCGUGGGAAAAGGUGAAAAUUGGUCCCCUUUCUGUUUCCCCCAUGGGUUUUGGAACAUGGGCAUGGGGAAACCAGUUACUUUGGGGCUAUGAAGAAAGCAUGGACAACGAACUUCAGGACUGCUUCAAUCUGGCUCUAAGGAAUGGCAUAAACCUUUUUGACACUGCUGACUCUUAUGGAACUGGAAGGCUGAAUGGACAAAGCGAACGGCUACUCGGUAAAUUCAUCCUUGAGUGUGAAGGGACGAUUAAAUCUCCAGAUGAUGUGAUCAUUGCAACUAAGUUUGCUGCAUAUCCUUGGCGACUUACAUCGGGGCAGUUUGUCAGCGCCUGCAAGUCUUCUUUGGAAAGAUUACAACUUGAUCGGCUCGGAAUAGGGCAGCUGCAUUGGUCUACUGCAAACUAUGCGCCCUUGCAGGAGCGCGCCCUCUGGGAUGGACUAGUUGAAAUGUAUGACAAGGGUCUCGUUAGUGCUGUCGGCGUCAGCAAUUAUGGGCCAAAGCAGCUUCUGAAGAUCCACAGCUAUCUAGCUUCUAAAGGAGUUCCGUUGAGCUCAGCUCAGGUUCAGUUCUCACUACUGAGCAUGGGUGACGAUCAGAUGGAACUGAAAACUGUGUGUGAUUCAUUGGGCAUUCGUCUCAUCGCAUAUAGUCCGCUUGGACUAGGAAUGCUCACUGGGAAAUAUGAUGCUUCUAACCUCCCAAAAGGACCAAGGUCAGUGCUGUUCCGACAAAUUCUUCCUGGGCUGGAGUCUUUGCUGUCUUGCCUGAGAAGGAUUGCUGAAAAGAAGGGGAAAACCAUGUCUCAGGUGGCCAUCAACUGGUGCAUCUGCAAAGGCACAAUUCCUAUCCCAGGCGUUAAAAUGGUCAGGCACGUCGAGGAGAACUUGGGUGCGCUCGGCUGGAGGCUGAGUUCUGCUGAGAUCGCAGAGCUUGAGGCCGCGGCGAUGGCAGCUCCAAAGAAGAUGGUCCAGAAUGUCUUCCAGACUGCCUGAUCAUGUGCAGGAACCUGAGUCUGAAACUCUGAAUACCGACCCCAGGAUGAUUUUGAACCUGAAUCUCGGUACCAAAUAUAACAGACAAUGGUGUCAGAUGAGAGUAGAGGGGUGGUUUCUUUGCUGAGUUCAGAUUUCCACUCGCAGCAAACCCUGCUCACUGAUUUAAAAUAGCGUUGCAGUAUGCAGAUCUCAAGAAGCUGUGUAUGCAUGUUUCUGCAACCAUCAUUCUGAAACUCUGAAACAGGACAGCCGUGAACUUUCUUCCUGUAAGAUUCAUAUAGAGAGAGAGAGAGAGAUUAAAGGGGGAAACCGUUAAA